CACAAAUUCACUCUUCCAUGAACUUUCUUUUAUGAAGGUGAGCUUGGUAAUUAUAUAUGGCAACAAAAACAAAAGACACGAGUGUGGUGGGGAAGGAGAAGAAGGUUCCAUCUUCAAAUUCUUCAACCACAAGCACCAGGAAGACCGUAACAAGAUCAUCCUCAACGAACAAGGGCACUUCAAAUCCCACAUCGGAGAAACAAAUCCCUAAUUAUCUAAAACCCACUAUAAGUUCAAAACGUCUUGAUUCCCACUCUUCUUUCAAGCUCCCUAAGAAUGAUCCUCCAUCAAAACCCACUCUAAACAGAAGAAGAUCUCUUGAACCAUCAUCAUCUUCGAGAGUUCACAGACAAACUCAUUCACCUUCUCCUUCAAGGCAACACAAAGCUCUUGUGUCCCCUGGUCCGCGAGAAAGGAAUGGUCCACGAGAAAGAAAUGUUCCUCUUCGAGCUUCAAGUCUUCCCAAUAAAAUUACUUCGAAACCUGCUUCUGAUAGAGUUACAAAGACCCCACCAGGAAGAACGCAAUCAUCAAGUGGGAAAGUUGUUAAGAAGAGUAGUAACACUAAUGCUUCUGCUUCAAACCCUAAACAUGAGUCAAAUAACAUUUCAAAGAGUAGCAAAAGUGCUCAACCAGAAGAAGGUAAAGAGUGUGCAAGUGAAGUGGUUGAAGAAGUGGGAAAAGUGAAUAAUACAGAAAAACUGACACAUCAAGUAGUUGACUCUGAACAUGAAAAUGAAAAUGAAAAUGAACAUGGGCAUGAGCGUGAGCGUGAGCUUCAUCACGAGAAACAUGGUAAUGAAGAAUGUGAGCAAGAUCAUGAAGAUGAGCAGAAAGGGGAUGACCAUGGAGAGCAGAAACAUGAAGAUAAUUCUGAAAACCAUGAUCAUAAACACGAGCAUGAUUCUGAAGAGCGUGAGCAUGAUCCUGAAGAGAAUGAGCAUAAUCAUGAUGAUCAUGAAGAGUGUAAACAGAAGCUUGAGGAGACAGGUAAACCUCAUGUUGAAGAGGAUAAUGAGAGGGACGUUCCUAGUGUUUUGGAAGAAGAGAAACAGAAAGAAAAUGAUGAUACAAAUCAAACUGAAUGCAACAUUCCAGAGAUUCAUGAUUCAGCAAUUAAAGAAGUUGAGGUUAAAGAAGAGGAGGAAAAAACAGAAAGUGGAGUUGUAGAAGAAGUUUGUGAGAGUGAGAGCAACAAUGAAGUGGAGGUAGUAAAAGAGAGAAAGGAGGUUGAAGAAGGAAGAAGUGAUGCAGAUGUUAAAGAUUCAAUGGAAGAAGAAAGAGAAAGUAAAGUAGAGAAUGAAGGUGUAGAAAAUGAAGCUCAAGAAGAAAAGGUUGCAGAGAAUGAAGUUAAAGAAGAAAGAGAAGAAACAAGUGAUGUUGUGGAAAAGGGCAAAGAAACUGAAACUUCUGUAUCCAAUGAUUCCAUUGAGGAGAAAGAGAGAAAAUUGAAAGCAAGGAGGAAUAGUGUAAAAGCAUUGGCAGGUGCAUUUCAAAAUGUCAUCGACCAUCAAAAAUGAACAAAACCAUGUGUAAAAUAUAUACGAGAUAGGAGAAUGAAGUAGAAAAAAGAAGAACAAUACUUAAAUUAAACACAUUUUAAUGUUUGUACCUUUCUUACACAAAGAUGGGAAAAACAUGUUAAACAUUUGUUGGAUUUUCUCAGCUAAUUGAGUUUCACAAAUG
Vigna unguiculata (cowpea) is the source of this 1686-nucleotide messenger RNA. RefSeq lists its product as uncharacterized. NCBI's taxonomy places the organism in Eukaryota, Viridiplantae, Streptophyta, Magnoliopsida, Fabales, Fabaceae. The record is from RefSeq and is a predicted model, not a curated record.